Messenger RNA from Drosophila obscura, 3825 nucleotides. Its product is annotated as collagen alpha chain CG42342. The record is from RefSeq and is a predicted model, not a curated record. NCBI's taxonomy places the organism in Eukaryota, Metazoa, Arthropoda, Insecta, Diptera, Drosophilidae.
UGAAAACCCGGAAAAAAACAAAAAUCAAAAUAUAUCCGAACCGAGCGGUCACAUCGCGCGUCAUCGAACAAAUAACGGAAGGCAAAACGCGUGCGUGCGCGUUUCACGACAAAAGCUUCAUUCGCGCGAAUUUCGAAAAUCUUUCUCCUCGGCGCGAGUUUUACGUUCCAUUGUUGUUGUUUUUAGGAUCAGGAAAGCAAAGCAAAAAGCAUAAAGAAGAAGUAAAACAAAGUUGUGACAAAAGCAACACACACCGACAACAGCAACAACAGCACCCAAGUGCCAAGUGAGUGCCAAGUGCAGAAAGUAGAAAUUUAUAGUUGCUGUAUUUUGUCGAAAUUAAAUUAUGUUAAGUGCUUGAAACAGCCCGAGGGUGAAGUGCAAAGCGAAAGGAAGAAAAAAAGAAACGCCGCCAGCCAGCCAGGGCACAAUAAAGCAGCGCGUUCCAACAUCCAGCGUCCUCAGCAGUCCCCCGGCCCCAUCCAUCCAUCUUCCAUCCUCACCAAAGAGAGGUGCAGGCGGCGCAAAUUGAAAAGUGAACGGAUUCGCGAGCACCAAAACUAAACAAGUUGCAAUGUGAAGAGCCCUAAAAGGACAAGUGCGAAACCAAGGAACAGAAGUUGUCAACGAGCAGGAGACAAUUCGAAGACGAAGGAGAACCACCACCAGCAGCAGCAGCAUCAGCAGCAGCUGCUUCAACGAUUGACAGGACAAAAACAAAGGCGACCACCAACCCAACCCAACCCAACCCAACCCCCGGGGCUUGGACAGCCAGCAGAGCGAAGCAGAGCAGAGCACGCAGCAAAAGUUUUCCCCUUAGUCGGUGCUUUCCAUGGCCGUCGCUGCGUUGCAUGCUACGAAGGCAACAACGGGGCAGCAACAUUAGAAGCGCAAUGUUCUGGCCAAAUACCGCAACGAAAUAGAAUCGAGAACGUGGAUAGUGUGCAUAGAGGAUAAAGGAUAGAGGAUAGAGGAGAAUAGAGGGAUAGGAAAGCACUCGACAGACAGCGCUGGCCAAAAAAGGAGCAAACUGCCAGUGACUGCCGCAUAUGUGUUUUGUGCUGCUUUUUAUUUUCUCUGUGUGAUGCCACAAGGACACACUUCAAGUGACAGCAACAGCAACGUCAGCGGGCAACAGACUCAAGUGUAGCAGCAGCAGCAGCAGCCCCACAAGGAGGCAAGCCUAGGGUGAGCGAGAAGGGAGGGGGCGAGAGACAGCUUUCCAUCUUAAACGCAGCAUGCGCAAGCACAAAGCGCCGCCCAGCGGCAGCCCAAGGACACAAACAGAUCCAGCUGCAGGAGCCGCAUCCACAGUGGAAAUUCAGGCAGAGCAGCAGCAGCAGCAGUGCCUGCUCCUAGGACACAAUCAAAUGGCCAGCAAUGGUCCCACUCCAACAGCAGCAGCAGCAACAGCAGCAGCGAGCACAGCUAGUCGCCUGGCAGCCCCCACCACCGUGAGCUGUCAGGACAAGCCGGAUCAGCAACAGCAACAGCAUCAGCCAGCUGCCAACUGCAGCAAGGAGCGACCUCAUCCCACCAUAAAGCUCAUGUCCUUGCUGCAGAUCGCCAGCUAUGUGCUGUGCCUGUGCGCCUUCAGCUUCGCCCUGUACGCCAAUGUGCGGCAGACGCGAAUGGAGCAGCGGCUGCAACGCCUCCAGCAGCUGGACGCACGCAUUGUCGAGCUGGAGCUGAGGCUGGAGCAGCAGCAGCUGCUCCACUGGCCCGCCGAGCACACGCAAAUUGUGGACAACAGCAACAACGGCACCCAGCACAUGACGUUGCAUGUGCGCCGGGAGUUGCAUCGGCUGCGUCGCGAUGUGUCGCACCUGCAGCUGACGCGACGCCAGCAGCGAAGGCAGGCUGCCGAGGCGGCAGCAGCAGCAGCAUCAGCGGGCGAGGGAGGAGCAGCAGCCGGAGGUCACGGCGAGUGCCAGUGUCAAGCAGGUCCUCCAGGACCGCCCGGCCCACCCGGCAAGCGAGGGAAGCGCGGCAAGAAGGGCGACACCGGCGACAAGGGCGAAGGGGGUCUCAAUGGCAUCAGCGGCGAGAAGGGCGCGGCUGGGAAGCCCGGCGACAAGGGCCAGAAGGGCGACACCGGCCAUCCCGGCAUGGAUGUCUUCCAGACGGUGAAGGGUCUGAAGAGAUCGGUGACAACGCUGCACGGCGGCACGUUGGGCUAUGCGGAAAUAGUUGCUGUUAAGGACUUGCAAAAAGCUGGCGUCAAUGUAUCCGCUUCCACAGUCAUACAGCUAAAGGGUGAGCCUGGGGAGCCUGGUCCGCCAGGACCUGCCGGCGAGCCGGGCCAGCCGGGGGUGCCCGGCGAGCGAGGACCACCAGGCGAAACUGGAGCGCAGGGCGUUCAAGGCGAGGCCGGGCAGGCGGGUCCAGCCGGACCGCCUGGCGUGUCUGGUGCACCUGGCACGAAGGGUGACAAAGGCGAUCGCGGCGAUCGUGGCCUAACCACAACCAUCAAGGGUGACGAGUUCCCCACGGGCAUCAUCGAGGGUCCGCCGGGACCGGCUGGACCACCUGGUCCACCAGGGGAGCCCGGCGUGCCCGGCGAGGCGGGACCCAUCGGACCAGCUGGACCCCCCGGCGAGAAAGGACCGCGCGGCAAGCGUGGCAAGCGGCUCUUUGGGCCUGGUGGCACGAAGCUGGACGAGGACUAUGACGAUCCGCCGGUGACACUGUUGCGUGGCCCGCCAGGACCGCCUGGGCUGGCUGGCAAGGAUGGACGCGACGGACGCGAUGGCAGCAAGGGCGAUGCCGGCGAGCCCGGCGAACCUGGUUCCUUGGGGCCACGCGGCUUGGACGGCCUGCCUGGGGAGCCCGGCAUAGAGGGGCCGCCAGGUCUGCCCGGAUAUCAGGGGCCGCCUGGGGAGAAGGGCGAUCGCGGGGACAUUGGGCCGCCAGGAUUGAUGGGGCCACCGGGUCUACCUGGCCCACCUGGCUAUCCUGGCGUCAAAGGCGACAAAGGGGAUCGUGGCGAUUCGUACCGUAAGAUGCGUCGUCGCCAGGAUGACGGCAUGGCCGAUGCCCCACACAUGCCCACCAUCGAAUACUUGUAUGGCCCACCGGGACCGCCCGGCCCCAUGGGCCCGCCAGGACACACAGGCGCCCAAGGCGACCGCGGCUUGGAUGGACGCAAAGGGGAUUCGGGCGAGAAGGGCCACAAGGGUGAUCAGGGGCCCAUGGGGCUGCCGGGCCCGAUGGGUAUGAGAGGAGAAUCCGGGCCCUCCGGUCCGGCGGGCAAGGCUGGCAUACCGGGUCCACCUGGCUUGGAUGGCAUGAAGGGUGCCCAGGGCGAGACGGGACACAAGGGAGAGCGAGGCGAUCCGGGACUGCCGGGCACCGACGGCAUACCCGGCCAGGAAGGUCCGCGCGGGGAGCAGGGCUCACGUGGGGAUGCUGGCCCGCCCGGGAAACGGGGACGCAAAGGAGAUCGCGGCGACAAGGGCGAACAGGGCGUGCCUGGACUGGACGCACCGUGCCCCCUCGGCGCCGAUGGGCUGCCGUUGCCCGGCUGUGGCUGGCGGCCGCCAAAGGAGCCAAUCAUCUCAACGCCCGUGCACAAGGAUUAUUUGCCCGAUGUAACGCAGCCGGAAAGCAACGCCAGCGAUUACGAGCAGGAGGAGGAGGAGGACGGACAGGCGGAGGCGGAGGAUAAUGAAAACGAAUAUGAUGAAUAUCAGGAUAAUUUGCAUAACAAUGAGUGAAAAGGAAACAGGCAGACAACCGACCCAGAAAAUGGCAAACACAAACACAAACAUACCAAAGCAAACAAACAGACCCGCUCUCUGAGACACACACACACCCACACACACA